This is a messenger RNA of Coregonus clupeaformis (lake whitefish), 1448 nucleotides long. Its product is annotated as E3 ubiquitin-protein ligase TRIM69. Gene Ontology annotation, molecular function: protein binding. Lineage: Eukaryota; Metazoa; Chordata; Actinopteri; Salmoniformes; Salmonidae. The record is from RefSeq and is a predicted model, not a curated record. Bases 586 to 1176 code for a protein of 196 amino acids. The transcript has 6 exons.
CUCAGUGUUAAUGGACCCUCGUCUUCAGCCAAGCUGCGCGUGGAGAGAGAGGGAGAAGGCUACUGUAGGAUGGUGUUUGAUGGAGAAAUUGGAAUGUACAAAAGUAACAUAAAAGACACCAACAACAACUGCAAUAAAAAGCCUUCUCCCUGACCAUAAGGAGAAGCUGAUCCAGGCUAUUAAAAGAAUAAAGCAUGAGGUAGACGAGUGCUGGGAGGCAGAGAGAGAGACGUACAUAUGGUCUAUUGGUGUAGAGAGAUGUUUUGAUAAUCUGGAACGGGAGGUCCGAGCUGAGUUCCAGAACCUCCAUCGCUUCCUGGACGAAGAGGAGACCCUGGACAUGGAGCGACUGAAGAAGGAGAAAGAGAAGAGGGUGAAGCUGCUUAGGGAGAGAGAGAGGAAGAUCGCCAUGCAGGGAAGAGAUCUAGAGAGAGGCAUUGCCACGCUAAACAACAAACUGGCCGAGGAGGAUAGUCCCAAACUGCUCAAAGUCCCAGGUGGCUUUCAUUCCUCCCUCCACAGGUGGAUGUGGAGGUGCGAUCAGCACACUUUGUGGGGCCCAUCCAGUACAGGAUAUGGAAACACAUGAAGAGCUGCCUCUAUCCAAACAUCACUGAAGUGACCUUUGACCCAGAGACAGCCCACCCCCUCCUCACCCUCUCCCCCAGCUGCACCUCCGUGUGGUUCGAGGAGGACAAAGUUAUCCCCAAGGCCUCGGAGGAGGAGCAGCCACCCAACCCCCGCCGCUUCCACUACUACUACAGUGUAAUGGGCCGAGAAGGCUUCAUCACCGGACGCCAUUACUGGGAGGUGGAGGUGGGCCGCAAGACAGCAUGGCGGGUGGGUGUGGCCAGGGAGGAUGUCCACAGGGGGGAGAUGGACUCCAGCGGGACCAGCAGCGGUCUCUGGACCCUGUCCCUGAAGGGAGGGGCCAUCUUGGCCUGUACAGACCCCAAACCCACCAAGGUCCCAGUGUCCAUCAGGCCCGUCCGGAUCGGAGUGUUCUUAGACUGUGAGAAGGAGGAAGUAGCGUUCUAUAACGCUGUUACCAUGACGCCGCUGUACACAUUCUCCAUGGAAACAGUGUUCGUUCCGCUGAUCCCCUUCUAUAACCCUUGUGACACGGACGAUGGGAGGAACCUUGGUCCCCUGAACCUCUUUAGCCCCUCUAUAUGAGAGUUCGGAAAACCAAGGAGAACCAAGGUUCGACUGGAGUAUAUUCUGUUUGGGGAUGUGGUGGAAGGAUAGAUAGCAUUUGGAAAUGGGUUUUAUACAGUGUAUGUUUCCUGUAUAAUUUCAUAGCUGGCCUGGAAGCAUGAUGUAAAUUGUAUCAGUUAAAAAAUCCAAUGAGUUUAUGAUACGCAUUUACAUUUACUAGUGGAGGCUGGUGGGUGGAGCUAUAGGAGGAUGGGCUUAUUGUAAUGGCUGGAAUGGAAUUAUGGAAUGGA